Messenger RNA from Letharia columbiana, 2730 nucleotides. RefSeq lists its product as uncharacterized. Gene Ontology annotation, molecular function: protein serine/threonine kinase activity; ATP binding. Gene Ontology annotation, cellular component: cytoplasm. The record is from RefSeq and is a predicted model, not a curated record. Gene Ontology annotation, biological process: intracellular signal transduction; regulation of MAPK cascade; protein phosphorylation. Bases 1 to 2730 code for a protein of 909 amino acids. NCBI's taxonomy places the organism in Eukaryota, Fungi, Ascomycota, Lecanoromycetes, Lecanorales, Parmeliaceae. The transcript has 4 exons.
AUGGCGUCCUCUCAGGCGGCCCAUCUAUAUGGGGCCGGCCAAUUCAUGAAUCCAGGGCCCGCACCUCGUCCUCCUACUGAUCGUCCUCGCCUGAACCUGAUGCCUUCCACAGUCGGAAUUCCUGGGAACAUGUCUCAGUUGAGUCUGCAUUCGCAAUCGUCGGCGGGACGUUCCAUGAGCGAUCUCGCUCAUACAUCUUCUUUUUCCCGCUCUACAACCUCCAUGAACAGCGAAGGAAUCGGUGGUGUGGCUAUACUGAAGGAAGGGCCUGCUCGUUGCAAAGAGGGCUUGUUAUGGAAGCAGAGAUAUCUCGUUCUGCGCGCGUUUCAGCUCGACUUCCAGAAAGGUCAGGAUGGCAAGGUCAGCACAAGCAUCCAGCUGAAAGAUGUUACCAAUGUUUCUCGCAGCGAAAAUACUCGUUUGUCUUUCGAGAUCACAAGAGUCGCCAAUGCUGGCAUACAUCCAGGCGCAAGCCCUGUGGCUAUUCGUGAGCUUCCCCAGAAGACGAUCGUUUGCCAGCUCGAGACAGACGAUGAGAUCUAUGAAUGGAUCGACGCCAUUUACAAUCGUUGCCCCGGUAUGGGCGGUGUUAGCAACCCAACUAACUUCUCACACCGCGUCCAUGUUGGCUUUGACCCUGUCAACGGUUCAUUUGUGGGGCUACCAACAGAAUGGGAACGUUUACUUACCGCUUCGGCCAUUACCAAGGAAGAUUACAAAAAGCACCCUCAAGCAGUCAUCGAGGUUCUCGAGUUCUACUCCGAUAUCACCAAGCGCCAGGAGAAUCCCGAGGCUUAUCCUAGCCUGAUGCCCACGCCACCUGUUACCUCGAAACAGAAUAUGCAGCUUGGCCAUGGGGGAGGAGGCACUGCAAUCGCACCACCAAGACCGCCGCCGCCAAGCGGAUCAAAUCCAAUGGGAGCGUAUGGGCAACUGCAGCGUUCACCUCAAGAAAACUCGCCAGCUUCACGAACAGGUACUCCCAAUUCUCAGCGCAAUUUCGCGGGCAACGAGCGAGCAAUUGAACAGAACAACAAGAUUGGUAUGGACCAGGAAAUGCGUCGCGCUAUGGAGGAAGAAGCUCGCAAGAUCAAGGCAGCCAAAGAGCAGCGCGAGCGCGAGCAGCGCGCAAAGGCUGAGGCCGAGCAGAACCGUCGUGAUCAAGAAGCCUACAAUUCAGCAAUUCCCAAGACACGUACUCCCAUGGCGAAGCAAGAGAUUGGCGGAUACGGUGGUGGAGCAAGUGAUCCUCCUGAUAGUCGAUACAAUCCUACUAGAAGUCCCCCUUCCGCGCCAGGUGCCGAUCGGGCUCGCCAGCAACCACAAGGCUCGUUGAGAGGACCUACUGCUCAGCGUCAAGCUCCCCAGGCACCGAAUAGCGUCAAUGGGAAUCCCCAACCAGCACCCCGAGCUCCCUUUGCCCAAAAGCCACCUUCGUCACAUUCCCAAUCUCCUCCCAAUCAGCAUCCCUCCCUCCGCACGCCAGGCAAGCCAGAACAGCAACGCCAACCAUCACCCGCUGCACGCCCUCAGAUGAAUGGCAAUGACCCUGCUCAGCCUCCAGCAGGCCACGUACGCACAAACGGCGCCCAACCUAAUGGCACCCCCCGAGCACAACCGCCAACUCGUCUUCCUGGAGCAGUUCAACCUGUAGCGCCUCUCAAUGUCAAGCAGCUUAUGGGAGCACCAGCUCCAGAUGCAUCAGAACCCCACAAACAAGCCGAGAUGGCGCUGACUGGUAAACCUCCGGCGGCUGCUCACAAAAAGGAGGUGCGCAUGUCGAGCAUGACCGAAAGCCAGGUCAUGGAGAAGUUGAAGCAGGUGGUGUCGAAGGACGACCCUCAGCUCUCGUAUAGCAAGCAGAAGAAAAUCGGUCAAGGUGCUUCUGGAUCGGUCUAUGUUGCUAAGAUUCAAGAAAAUGCCAUCUCACCUGUUGCUAAGCGUCUGUACAAGACCAUGGGAGGCAAGUCUCAGGUUGCCAUCAAGCAGAUGGAUCUUCGCAACCAGCCACGGAAAGAGUUGAUUGUUAAUGAAAUCAUCGUCAUGAAGGAGAGCUCACAUCCCAAUAUUGUCAACUUCUUAGAUUCGUUCCUGCAAGAGGGCAACAACGAGCUGUGGGUUGUGAUGGAGUUCAUGGAGGGUGGAGCGUUGACCGAUGUCAUCGAUAACAACCCUCAUAUCACAGAGGCACAGAUCUCCACUAUAUGCAACGAGACUUGCAAAGGUCUUGCCCAUCUCCACAGCCAAAACAUCAUUCAUCGCGACAUCAAGUCUGACAACGUUCUUCUCGACGCCCGCGGGAAUGUCAAGAUCACCGAUUUUGGUUUCUGCGCCAAGCUCACCGACCAAAAAUCCAAGCGCGCUACUAUGGUUGGCACACCGUACUGGAUGGCCCCCGAAGUGGUCAAGCAACGGGAGUACGACAGCAAAGUCGACAUGUGGUCCCUAGGCAUUAUGGCCAUCGAGAUGAUCGAGUCAGAACCACCUUACCUCAAUGAAGAGCCGCUCAAAGCCCUUUUUCUGAUCGCCACCAAUGGCACGCCUACUCUCAAAAACCCCGACAAGCUCAGCCGUGAGCUCAAGGUUUUCUUGAGCCAAUGCUUGACUGUCGAGGUCAAGAAUCGCGCUACUGCUCAAGAGAUCUUGGCCGGUGAUUUCCUCAAACGCGGAGGAUGCAGCUUGGCUAGCUUGGUUGACAUGCUGAAGUUCCGCACUGCUUCUAAACACUGA